Molecule: messenger RNA, 3138 nt
Organism: Psilocybe cubensis
Lineage: Eukaryota; Fungi; Basidiomycota; Agaricomycetes; Agaricales; Agrocybaceae
Exons: 12
Coding region: 1-3138 (1045 amino acids)
Biological process (GO): DNA integration; DNA recombination
Molecular function (GO): 5'-flap endonuclease activity; crossover junction DNA endonuclease activity; DNA binding
Source: RefSeq, a predicted model, not a curated record
AUGCCUCAUUGGAUGACCAAAGCAUUCAAAGAGUUAGUUGACGGGUUUGGGUUUCACUACCAUACGGCUCCAGGGGAGGCGGAGGCCGAGCUUGCGUAUAUGAAUAGAAUUCACGCUGUUGAUGCUGUUCUUACAGUAGACAGUGAUGCAUUUCUUUUCGGUGCUCCACAAAUUUUGCGCAUGAAUGUAAAAAAUGCGAAGGAAAAGGACGUUGUUGAGGUCUAUACUGCAGAUGCUUUAGCUGCGCAGCCUAACCCUAAUGCAUUUUUGCCGGCUGCACUUCUUUUUUUGGCGGUAGUUUGUGGCGGUGACUAUGAUACAAUUGGACUCAAGGGUUGUGGACCAAUUACGGCUUCGGCACUUGCAUCGGGCCCGCUAGCUCAGCAGUUAUUCAAUGCUGCCCAUGAGUAUGACGAAAACAUGCUAAAAAUAUUUUUGAAAGAGUGGCGCAUUUCUUUGUGCAAUGAACUUGAACAUGAUUAUAGUGGGCACAUUGGUAGGAAGCAUCCAAAGGUUGCAGCUAAUGUUUCCGAUGCAUUUCCGGACCCAAAAGUGCUCAAGCUGUAUAGUCAUCCUCUUACUUCGGAGUCACAACUGGGUAAUUUGGUGCAUAGUAACCAAUGGUUUAUUCCGGAGGUACCUGAUAACUCAAAGCUGGCUGCUACUUGUGGUCGGUUAUUUGGUUGGGGCCCGACAAUUGCUUCUAGAUUCGUGAGCAAUAUAUGGGAUGGAUAUUUCAUUCGUAAAUUUAUACAGCUGUCGUCAUUUUCUCCUAUCGAGCAUACUCAAAAUGACGUGUCAGCUUUAAAAUCUAACAUUCGCUUUAUGACACGUGCAAAAUCAUCCAGAACAUUUGUUAACAUUCAGUUGACAAUGUGGAUUGAUGCCCUUGCUGCUGAGGCGGCAACUUCUGUUGUUAGGCAUGCUGGCACACACCCCUCCUCAAUCGAGGGUCUUUCAACAACUAUUCAAAUGUUGAUAUGGGUUCCCGAGCCAAUUUUACAAGCAUUUUCGAGUCAAAAAGUUGCAAAGUUCUAUGCAGAGCAUCCACGAGCUUCAUUUGAUGGUCAAUUAGAACUCUAUACACCUAUAGAACUCAUGCCAAAGACUACGCAAGCAGCAACACACAAAAAUCCAUACCCAACGUAUUUGCAUGCUCGUAAAGCCGCUGAAAAAGGCGUCAAAAAACACAAAAAAGCCGAAACAACCGCUGAAAACUACCGUGGCCAUAUUUGCCGUGGAAGAGAGUUUUUUGAGAAGUUUGUUCUUGAAGAAAGUGAAGCCGAGGAACUAUGGAAUAGGCGUCCAGACUCAGAGGCAAAUAUAGCAGUGGCAGGCGAGAAUCAGCUUCAAUUGAGUGGUUCUGAUUCUGACAGAUUUUGGAUGCAUCCCAAAUUCCGUGAAGCAUUUACCGGGCCACCAAUUGAAUGCACUCUACUUGCAAUUUCUAUGUUCAUGGCAUUUAAAUGUCAUACCCUUAAUCGAGAAAAGUCUACGGCAUCUGCUAUUCAUGCAGCCUUUAUCCAACAUUAUGAUCAGUUGGACAGAGAUAAGUUUCGAGGGAAGUGGCAUUAUGAUAACCAUCUAAAGGAGUGGGUCGGAAACCCUGUUCGGUCCGCAGAGGUUGAAGAUCAGCUAGCGGCAUGUAAAAAUAAGGAUGGUGAGGGUGAAAGAAAGCACUCACGCGCAAUUACUAUUCAAGAUAUGCGCUGUCUUCUUGACCAUUCACUCCAAAAAUGUCCAACCUUUGAUCUUGAAAACGGUACACAGGCUUAUCAGAAAAAUAUUCUGGCCGAGCGGGCGACUUACUUGCUAUUCAAUGCCUUAUCAACAUCUGCAUUUACGAUCUGGAUGAGAAUUGGCGAGGUCACUUCACUUCAAUACAAGAAUCUUGAGUUUCCAGUAGGACGUCAGAAAUCACACUUCCAAGGCCAUCACUAUUUCCGGCUCAACUUGCGCAAUCGGAAAAACUGGCAAAAGCGGGAAAAAAAUGGAGAACACCAGCUAAGCGGGCAUACUUACAUGGUAUACAGCCAACCACGGACACCCAAGAUUGAUAUGCAUAGGCACCUGCUAGAUUGGUUGGAGUUUUACGAGACAGUUCUUCUUGGAAGGCCACUCCUACCCGAUGACUUUUUGUUUCCUAUGAUUGGUAUUAGCGGCACAUCAGUCCAGCCAGAUUGUGCCAUGACAUCCGAUAUCGCUCAAAAGAAGAUAAAUCAAAUGGCAAUGGAUGCAAAUAUUCACGGUGCUCAGUAUUUUACUACUCACUGCUUCCGACGGGGAGGUGCUCAGUAUCGCUUCAUGUUUGCUCCGCUUGGAGAGAGGUGGACGCUUGCUCGAAUACGAUGGUGGGGUGGGUGGGCAACUGGGGAACAUCGAGAUACGUUAAUUCGGUAUCUACUGGAUGAACUGUAUACCUAUGAGGAAGAUCAUAGCAAUGCGCUUUGUCCAGCAGACGAUUCCCCCAAUCCGGACUUAGCAUUUUCGUCUCAUGAGCAGAAACUCGUAUUGAACGCAGCACCCACAACCAACAUUGUUGCUGGAUUCACGCGCCAAGUGACACAGCAAAUUUCAACCCUUUGUUAUAGUCUCGAAGAAUUGCGACGGCACUCUUCGCUUUCUGUGGGACCCACACUACGGACUGUAACGGACCUCGACAAAUCCAAGUCACCAGUGCCGCGGCCACCGUUGGUUGAACAUUCUCAUCAAUUCUCACCAACAUUCUUACCCGGCGGGCCUCCACAUCAUUUUUCUAGCCAGUUCAGUCUCAAAAACACAGCAGCUACUAAUAACAUGGAGAUCCGCCAUCUUAUCCCAGGUUUUCCUCGAAAGCUUGCAUCCAAAGCAUUUGAGCAAGUUGUAAAAGACUGGGAAAUGGCUGAUCCCAGCCGUUCUCUCUAUGUUCCAAUGAAGGAUUGGGACCCUGAAUGGCAUAAACGCUCAGGCCAAUCUCAAAAGUAUGGACAGCGACAAACCGUUGCCCUUGAAUUCAUUGAUUAUUUUAAUCGUGACAAAGACGCGUUUAAGCGAGCGUAUCCGGAGUAUGUCAAAGGGUUCACUCCUCUUUUGCAUGCUAUUCGGCAGGCACAGCAACUGAGAGGUGACAGUAUACAGCGCCGUCGAAGAAUAGAUUAA